Molecule: messenger RNA, 1794 nt
Organism: Charadrius vociferus (killdeer)
Lineage: Eukaryota; Metazoa; Chordata; Aves; Charadriiformes; Charadriidae
Gene: FAM149B1
Product: family with sequence similarity 149, member B1
Exons: 14
Coding region: 1-1794 (597 amino acids)
Biological process (GO): protein localization to cilium; cilium assembly
Source: RefSeq, a predicted model, not a curated record
AUGAGUUCUACUUCUUGUUUUAGACAAGGACUUCCAAAACAUGCCUUGCGGCAUCAUCCACUGCCGGAACCACGGGCUGAGGUGUGCCCAACCACUCCCACGGCUGAAAGCCACCGUGAGAACUCAAGGGAGUCUGAAGUGAAGGAAUCGGAUUACCCUUCUGUUACUCCAGUUGAUGAUAGGAAUUCAUGGUCUCCUAGUGAGAGUUACGCCGAUGCCUCCACCGAAGACAGCUCGGUCUUCUCUUGGGGCUAUGAUGAAUUUGAUAAAGCUGCCACACAACAAGUUGAGCAAAUGUUCAGACAAAUCGAUGAGCUUCUCUAUGAGCAGAAAGAAAAUGUGCAUGUUGAGGGACUGCGGGAAGAAUGCCACCAGUGGACAGCCAACUUUCCUCAUCUCAGGGUUGUGGGGAAGCAGAUAGUGAUGCCCACAGAUGAAGGGUACGGAUGGUAUUCAAGUUCACCUUCUGGCAGUUUACGGUCCUCAGAUGUAAGUUCACCACGAGAAAAAGAUUCUAAUGAAUUUAGUGUUUUUGGCAAGAAGGUACCUCUUUCUGUUACUCCCAUUCACAAAAAGGCUGACCGUUCCAAGUCUCCAACCUUGUGCUCUCCAGAGAGCGAAGAAGGUGAAGAUGGAGUAAUUGUCUCUGAAGGCAUAAUGGAGGAAUAUUUAGCAUUUGACCGCAGAGAUGUGGAGGAGGAGUUGCACGAGAGGAAAAUAGGACUGUCCUCCAGUAGACGGAAACUGGGGUUUCCUCCUGUCUCUCCGUAUUCCUGCAUGAAGGAUUCUGUGCUCACGUUUGUGUUUGAUGAUGUGUGGGGUGAAGUCCUGGGCUGCAUGGAAGAAUUAAUCUGCAGACACUGGGAAGGGUCAGCCUCUGAUGAUGAGAAAAAUAUCAUAACAGUAGAAACAAUCAGAGCAGAUGCCGAAAGCCCUUUGCAGUUUGAUCCUCUGCCAGUGUCGUUACCUCGUGUGCCACAAGCUAAAAUGCCCUCAGUGACAUCAAAUCUGUGCCCAAAACCCAGAUGUGGCCGCAAAAACAAAAAGAGGAGAAAAACACCUCAAGUAAAUGUCUCUCAAGGGUCAAGUAGCAGCUCUCAACGUAAUCUAAAUGGCUUGAUGGUGAUACAUGGGAUCCAGUUACAGCAAAGGAAUCUGCCUGUAAUGGAGAAAACACUGGACCUGGAUGACAAACGGCCAGGCUCCAGCUCCAUCCUCUCUUCCAGAGUGUGGCCAAAUCGUGCUCUAGAGCUCAGUACAUCAUCCUUGUCACGUUCCACAAGAAGGCGAAACCCACCACCACGUACCCUGCAUCCCAUCAACACAAGCCACUCUCGUACUGGGACCCCAGGGUCUGUGGACGAUGUCUUCAGGGGAACUCGACUUCUGACUGCACAUGAGCAGCUGACCUCACCCUCCCCACUGCCACUAAGCCGAAAUAACCUCCUACCACCUAUCAGUACCACCACUGUGGCAGAGCACGUGAGCACUGGAGGCUCCCAGAGGCAAACGAAAUCUCGAGGGAACUCAAGUCGAGCUCACAGUGUAACAACACAAGAAGAUACCCACCAGCAGCUACAGGAGCGGCUUUUGUUACCUGAUCAUUUCUCCAAGCCUAACAGAGCCAGCACAUUCUUGCCAGAUCCACAGCACCGCCGUUCUUGCACUGUUAUUGAUUAUAGUAACCAAUCUUGGACAAGCAAAGGAUCGUCAGGUUCAGGUCUUCAGCUGCAUGGUUCUGUGAAAGCCCACCAUCGAAGUGGAUCAGUCACAAAAAGCAAACAGGGGUUCUGA